Molecule: messenger RNA, 2059 nt
Organism: Solea senegalensis (Senegalese sole)
Lineage: Eukaryota; Metazoa; Chordata; Actinopteri; Pleuronectiformes; Soleidae
Product: free fatty acid receptor 2-like
Exons: 2
Coding region: 330-1364 (344 amino acids)
Biological process (GO): cellular response to fatty acid; G protein-coupled receptor signaling pathway
Cellular component (GO): plasma membrane
Molecular function (GO): G protein-coupled receptor activity
Source: RefSeq, a predicted model, not a curated record
CUUUGGUGUCGUCACACGUCUCUGGAGCAAAUAAAACUUUCCCCUGGUUGCUUUGUCAUCAGACUAUAAGAGAUGAAUUUGGCUCCAACACAAGUCACUUUAAGUUGAAGCAGGUCGUUACACGAGGGCAGAGCUCAAAGCCCUGGAGGAAACGAUGAGCAGUGGUUUUAUCAGCGGGAACAGGAAAACCACGCUGUCUCCACGGGUUUGUUCCAGGCUGAUGACCCUCUAAGACACGUCUGACCCUCCAUCACCAGCUCCUUCACCACCUCCUGAGAGACAAGGACGUUAUGUUUCUGUCUGCGUGAGAGUCCAACACGGCGACCACCAUGCAGGAGUGUCACACCGGCCUGUGUCUGUCAGUCUACAUCAUCACGUUUGUGCUGGGUUUGCCCGCCAACCUCCUUGCCUUCUAUACGUUCUUCAACAAAGUCAGGCAGAAGCCCACCCCCAUCGACAUCCUGCUCCUCAACCUGACCAUCUCUGACCUCCUCUUCCUCGUCUUCCUGCCCUUUAAGAUGCACGAGGUGGUCAACGACAUGGUGUGGGACCUGCCCUACUUCCUCUGCCCGCUCUCUGGCUUCGUCUUCUACAUGACCAUCUACAACAGUACCUUCUGUCUGACUGCGGUCAGCGUGGAGCGUUACCUGGGCGUGGCCUUCCCGAUCCAGCACUCCCUGAAGCGACGGCCUCUGUACGCCAUCGGCGCCAGCAUCUUCUUCUGGAUCUUCUCCUUCCUCCACCUGAGUAUUGUCUUCAUCAUUCCCUUCAUUGGUGCUGGAACCUCUCCCGGUUUGAGCCCAGGACAGAACGCCUCCGCCGCCUCAGUCGUAGGUGACGUCAACGAAAAGAAGGUGUGUUACGAGAACUUCACCGAGGCCCAGCUGAACGUGCUGCUGCCCGUGCGUCUGGAGCUCUGCGUGGUGCUUUUCUGCAUCCCUCUCAUCAUCUGCAGCUUCUGCUACAUCAACUUCAUCAGGAUUCUCUCCAAACUGCAGAACAUCAACCGGCGCCGGCGCCUCCGGGCCAUCGGCAUGGCGCUGGGGACUCUGCUGGUGUUCGCCCUCUGCUUCGGUCCCUACAAUGUCUCGCACAUCGUGGGUUUUAUUUACUGGAAAAGUCCAAAGUGGAGAACCAAGGCCCUGCUCUGCAGCACCUUCAACGCCUGCCUCGACCCGCUCAUCUUCUACUUCUCCUCCUCGGCUGUCAGAGGCAACGUGGGCAGUCUCGUCGACGGGGUCAAAGGUUACCUGGACAGGUGCAUGCCCUGUCACCUUGUCCUGCGCUGCUGUGAGACUGAGCCAGACACCAGAUCCAAAUCAGACACCAGAUCCAAAGAUGAGAGCAACACAAACACGAUCUGAGCGAGCGAUCGAGCGAGCGAUCGAGCGAGCGUCUCUGCUGCCCGGCAGGAAAUGAAUUCAUGUUUAUGUUUUUACUUGUGAGGGAAAUUGUUUGGCGUAUCGCGCAGUGCAGCGCUGUCCUCGUUUGACUCUCUGAUGAACUUCCUUUUUCAGAAACAAGACACAAGCGAGAGAGAGACUCAGUGUGUCUGUGUUUCUGUGUGAAGCUGCAGAGACGGACGGACGACUCCAAACUGUCGCUUUCACAUGAAACAAUAUUUACGACACAACAGCGACAUUUCAUAUGAGCUCCAUUAACGCAGUCAGGCACAGAAAAGCCAACAGAGGGAAAAUCUGCAACAGCUUUGUACGUCAUCGCUCACACUGAGAGAUAAAGCUUAUCUACCUAUUUUAAGGCAUAGUUAAGGGUUUUGUUUAAGUGUGUUUGUAUAAGGUUUUCACUCAUAGUCACUCUGAAUAAGUUUGCUAAUAUGUUCUCGUCUUUAUCUCGCUGUUUGACAGGAAACUGAAGUUUGUAACAAGUACUCGGCCAUUUUGUGUCUGAGAUACAAACACAAAAUGGCUGCCAACCAGAGACACACAGAAGAACUGAUUUUAGCCACUUAACAAAAGACUUGACGUCUGAGUUUAUGAUAUCUGGAGCACAUGUUCACGUCUUUAUCUCACUGUUAGACAGACUUUUCCAACAGGAAACC